Molecule: messenger RNA, 1749 nt
Organism: Nanorana parkeri
Lineage: Eukaryota; Metazoa; Chordata; Amphibia; Anura; Dicroglossidae
Gene: IFFO2
Product: intermediate filament family orphan 2
Exons: 10
Coding region: 18-1454 (478 amino acids)
Source: RefSeq, a predicted model, not a curated record
GUCUCAGCCGACAGAAGAUGAGCGGCAGGAUGAUGAAUUCCGUCCUCUUCGGGGACAUGAUGCGGGAGUUGGACUCUCCCCCGGGUACCGGACCCCCCCCGGGCAGCGGCGUCACGAUGGCCCUCCGCAAUGAUUUGGGCUCCAACAUCCACGUGUUGAAGACUCUGAAUGUUCGGUUCCGCUGCUUCCUGGCCAAAGUGCACGAACUGGAGCGGCGGAACCGGCUGCUGGAGAAGCAGCUGCAAGAGCAGCACAGCCAGUACCAGCAGGACCGCCGCCUGAGGUACAAGAUCUACCACCGGGACCAAGCCGUACAGACUGACUCCGAACCCCCCAAAGCCAAUGCCAACCUCACCCCCUACAGCCGCCUGCCUGGUACCAUCUGGAGCUAUACCCAUGUACGGCGCACGGGGGGCGGACUGGAGACCGUGCAGGGGCCCGGGGUAUCCUGGAAUCAUCCGGAUGGGGUCGGGGUGCAGAUAGACACCAUCACCCCGGAGCUCCGAGCCCUCUACAACGUGCUGGCCAAAGUCAAGAGAGAGAGGGACGAGUACCGGAGGAAAUGGGAAGAAGAGUACGCCAAGAGGACAAACCUAGAGUCCAUGGUGGAGACUCUUCAGGAGGAGGCUCAAGAGUCCUACAAUGUCCACGAUGAGCUCAACGAGAAAAUUGAGAGACUGAAGUCGGAGCUGGUGGUCUUUAAAGGUCUGAUGAGUGACCCUAUGACCGAUCUCGACUCAAAGAUCCAGGAAAAAGCAAUGAAGGUGGACAUGGAUAUCUGCAGGCGGAUUGAUAUCACCGCCAAGCUGUGUGAUGUGGCACAGCAGCGCAAUUCCGAGGACGUAUCCAAGAUGUUCCAGGUGGGGACUGUGUCCAAAAAGAGGGAGCGAAAGGUGACAGCGGAAGACAUCGCCGAGCACGACGCAGAUGCCGGCCACUUCUCCGACGAUGAAGUCAGCUGUUCUCUCAACAUCACGGAUGAGAUGAAGAGAAUGUUCAACCAGCUACGAGAGACGUAUGACAUUGAUGAUGACUGCGACAGUUUGACGUGGGAGGAGAACGAGGACACGCUGCUGUUGUGGGAAGAUUUUGCAAACUGUAACCCGUCUGCGGAAGCUCCGGCAGAGGAAGAGAGUUUGGGCAAUCUGAUCCAGGAGACGGAAACCUUCCUGAAAACACGGGACAAGGAGUACCAGGAGACCAUCGGUCAGAUCGAGAUGGAACUGGCGACGGCAAAAAGCGACAUGAAUCGGCAUCUUCACGAAUACAUGGAAAUGUGCAGCAUGAAGAGAGGCCUCGAUGUACAGAUGGAAACCUGCCGAAGACUUAUAAAGGGGUCAGUGGGCAGAAAUUCUCCGUCCACAAGUUCCGUGGCCAGCAGCGACUCGGGGAACUCAGACGAGAUGCAGGAUGAGUCUGACAAGGACGGAGACGGGGACAGUGCCAUCAGCUGAUAAGGGACGCUCUCCUGAAAGAACUUUCUCUCUAGAGCGGAGAUUGUGGACAAAUCAGAGAAUAUCAUUGGAGGAUUCCCAGAACGCCCUCCAGACCUCCCUCCAUUUAUUUGGUGCUGUAAAUGUCUAUUCUUCUACAGAAAGUUCUGUACAUAGAAUUCUUCAAGACAAAAAAAAUCAAGUGCUGUUUGACAUGUGCCUUCCCCUCCUGAGCCACCAAGAGUCCACGAGUCCAAAAAAAGAGGCCAGGUUUCCAGCAUUGUAUAGUCAAGAGCACCUGUUGCUGUUCUCAUCA